Molecule: messenger RNA, 1365 nt
Organism: Paralichthys olivaceus (Japanese flounder)
Lineage: Eukaryota; Metazoa; Chordata; Actinopteri; Pleuronectiformes; Paralichthyidae
Gene: hpdb
Product: 4-hydroxyphenylpyruvate dioxygenase b
Biological process (GO): L-tyrosine catabolic process
Cellular component (GO): endoplasmic reticulum membrane; Golgi membrane
Molecular function (GO): 4-hydroxyphenylpyruvate dioxygenase activity
Source: RefSeq, a predicted model, not a curated record
CUCUGAUCCUUCCUCCUCACCGGCGCUCGUCGUUUUAAAAACUUCCCUCUCAGCGUUGAAAGUCAUUGUGGAUUUCAUUCUGUCAAUCAGGUCAGGUCACCAGGAGCAACAUGACAACAUACACAGACAAAGGAGAAAAGCAUGAGAAGGGCAGGUUAAUCUGCUUCGAUCACUUAACGUUCUGGGUUGGAAAUGCAAAACAGGCUGCAUCGUUUUACUGUAACAAGCUGGGAUUUGAGCCUUUGGCUUACCAGGGUUUGGAGACAGGCAGCCGUGAGGUGGUGUCCCAUGCAGUCAAACAAGGCAAGAUCAUUUAUGUGUUCUCAUCUGCCCUGAAUCCUGAUAACAAAGAGAUGGGAGACCAUUUGGUCAAACAUGGGGAUGGAGUGAAGGAUAUCGCAUUUACAGUGGAGGACUGUGACCUCCUUGUGCAGAAAGCCUGUGAGCGAGGUGCAGUUAUUAUAAAGGAGCCUCACACCUUGGAGGACAAAUAUGGAAAAGUCCGACUGGCUGUGCUUCAGACGUAUGGUGACACCACACACACGUUUGUGGAGAGGACAGGAUACACUGGGCUGUUUCUGCCAGGAUUCCUCCCCCCUCUGUUCAAGGACCCUUCGUUAGCCAAACUUCCCAGUGGAAAACUGAACUUCAUCGAUCACGUUGUGGGAAACCAGCCGGACGACGAGAUGGUUCCAGUGGUGGAAUGGUAUCAGAGGAACCUUCUCUUUCACCGCUUCUGGUCGGUGGAUGAUAAACAGCUUCAGACAGAGUUCAGUGCCCUGCGAUCCAUCGUAGUGGCAAACUAUGAGGAGACCGUGAAGAUGCCCAUCAACGAGCCAGCUAUCGGGAAGAGAAAAUCUCAGAUCCAGGAGUAUGUGGAGUACUAUGGAGGUCCAGGAGUGCAGCAUAUAGCCAUGAACACAUCAGAUAUAAUCACUGCAAUUCGUAACCUAAAGGAACGUGGGAUGGAGUUUAUGUCAGUGCCGGAGACCUACUACGAGCAGCUGAGGGAGAAUCUGAAACACUCCAAGCUCAAAAUCACAGAGGACCUGGACGUCCUGCAGGAACUGAAGAUCUUGGUGGACUAUGACGACAACGGUUAUUUACUUCAAAUCUUCACCAAGCCAGUUCAGGAUCGCCCCACUGUGUUCUUGGAAGUCAUCCAGAGACACAAUCAUCAGGGCUUCGGGGCAGGAAACUUCAAAUCUCUUUUCGAAGCUAUUGAAGCCGAGCAGCACGCCAGAGGAAACCUGACGAUCCUGACACCGAAUGGAGUUACAAAGAACAUGUGAACCCUGUGUUAGUCUCAAUAACUAUGUAUUCAAUAUAUAAAUACACGGUCUGUUGAGGGUCGUGUUAACCAGA